AUGGCCAACACUCCCCACGGUGGUGUCCUCAAGGACCUCAUUGCCCGCGAUGCUCCCCGCCACGACCAGCUCGCCGCGGAGGCCGAGUCUCUCCCCGCUGUCGUCCUCACUGAGCGUCAGUUGUGUGAUCUCGAACUGAUCAUGAACGGAGGUUUCUCUCCUUUGGAAGGUUUCAUGAACCAGAAGGACUUCGACAGCGUCUGCGAGAAUGUCCGUCUGGCCGAUGGCAACCUUUUCUCUAUGCCCAUCACCUUGGAUGUUUCCCAGCAAACCAUCUCCGAAGGCAACCUCCAGGCCGGUUCUCGUAUCACUCUCCGUGACUUCCGUGAUGACCGCAACCUGGCCAUCUUGACUAUUGACGACAUCUACCGUCCCGACAAGUUGAAGGAAGCCAAGCUGGUCUUUGGCGGUGAUGUUGACCACCCUGCCAUCAAGUUCCUGAACACCAAGGUUCAGGAGUUCUACAUUGGUGGAAAGAUCGAAGCCAUCAACAAGCUUAACCACUACGACUAUGUCGCCCUCCGCUACACUCCCGCGGAGCUCCGUAUCCACUUUGACAAGCUCGGCUGGAACCGAGUUGUCGCUUUCCAGACCAGAAACCCCAUGCACAGAGCUCACCGUGAGCUGACCGUCCGCGCCGCUCGCGCUCGCCAGGCUAAUGUCCUGAUCCACCCCGUCGUCGGUCUCACCAAGCCCGGUGACAUUGACCACUUCACCCGUGUCCGUGCCUACCAGGCCCUCCUCCCCAGUUACCCCAACGGUAUGGCCGUCCUGGGUCUCUUGCCCUUGGCCAUGCGUAUGGGUGGUCCCCGUGAGGCCAUCUGGCACGCCAUUAUCCGUAAGAACCAUGGUGCCACUCACUUCAUUGUCGGACGUGACCACGCCGGUCCCGGUAAAAACUCCAAGGGUGAGGAGUUCUACGGCCCUUACGAUGCCCAGCACGCCGUCGAGAAGUACAAGGACGAGCUCGGUAUCGAAGUCGUCGAGUUCCAGCAGGUUACCUACCUGCCCGACACCGACGAGUACAAGCCCAAGGACGAGGUCCCCGCUGGUGUCAAGACUCUUGACAUCUCCGGUACUGAGCUCCGUAACCGUCUGCGCACUGGUGCCCACAUCCCCGAGUGGUUCUCUUACCCCCAGGUUGUCAAGAUCCUGCGCGAAUCCAGCCCCCCUCGCGCCACCCAGGGUUUCACCAUCUUCCUUACUGGUUACAUGAACUCUGGCAAGGACGCUAUCGCCCGUGCUCUGCAGGUCACUCUGAACCAGCAGGGUGGACGUUCCGUCUCUCUGCUGCUCGGUGACACUGUCCGCCACGAGCUCUCUUCCGAGCUUGGCUUCAGCGCCGAGGACCGUCACACCAACAUCCAGCGCAUCGCUUUCGUCGCUGGUGAGCUCACCCGCGCCGGUGCUGCCGUUAUCGCUGCCCCCAUCGCCCCCUACGAGCACUCCCGAAAGGCCGCCCGUGAGGCCGUCUCCCAGCUGGGUGGCUCUUUCUUCCUCGUCCACGUUAACACUCCCCUCGAGCACUGUGAGAAGACCGACAAGCGCGGCAUCUACGCCAAGGCUCGCAAGGGUGAGAUUAAGGGUUUCACCGGUGUCGAUGACCCUUACGAGGCCCCCACCAACGCCGACCUCACCGUCGACGUUUCCAAGCAGAGUGUUCGCAGCAUUGUUCACGAGAUUAUCCUCAUGCUCGAGAGCGAGGGCUACUUCGACCGUGCUUAG
Messenger RNA from Aspergillus wentii DTO 134E9, 1725 nucleotides. RefSeq names its product sulfate adenylyltransferase (gene sC). The transcript is spliced from 5 exons. Gene Ontology annotation, biological process: sulfur amino acid metabolic process. The record is from RefSeq and is a predicted model, not a curated record. Gene Ontology annotation, molecular function: sulfate adenylyltransferase (ATP) activity; adenylylsulfate kinase activity; ATP binding. Gene Ontology annotation, cellular component: cytoplasm. Lineage: Eukaryota; Fungi; Ascomycota; Eurotiomycetes; Eurotiales; Aspergillaceae. Bases 1 to 1725 code for a protein of 574 amino acids.